CCGCGCCAGCGAAUACGAAAGUAAAGGAGGUGGUGUUGUGGAGUGGUGGCUUUAUGUUGAUUUAUUUUAAGGCCUUUUUGUUUGUAAAUCACUGACAGGAGGGAAGAUUUGACUUUGUGCUGAAGAUUUUCCAUUGUUUGCAGAGCAUGUUGUUCUGGCGGAAUUGGUACAGUUCCCAGUAUCUGGGGGGAAGACCUGCAUCCCAGUUUUCUGAUGGCAGUUUCCUUUUUGCUCCGGAUCCGGAAGAGUCGCUAUCCCAAAUGAUAAAUCGUACAUUAACAGAUGAUGCUGCAGCACCAGAUGAGGAUCUGGAUUCUGUUUUAUUUGGAAACCUACGUGGGAAUGUGGUUGGGAUGCGUUAUUACACUGGAGUGGUGAGCAAUAAUGAAAUGGUUGCACUUCAACGAGAUCCAAACAACCCCUACGACAGAAAUGCAGUCCAAGUAAAUAAUGUGAAUGGUAUUCAGGUGGGACAUAUCAAACGGGAGCUGGCUGCACCCCUGGCCUUCAUCUUGGAUAAUAGACUCGCCAGAGUUGAAGGGGUCGUUCCUUAUGGUGCUAACAACGUGUUCACCAUGCCUGUGCAGCUUUCAUUUUGGGGAAAAGAGGAAAACCGUGACACUGUUCUGGAAAGGUUGAGGAGACAUGGGUUUAAGCUGGCACCUCCCACAAAAGGUGGUGAGAUUGGUGAGUUAUGGUCUGGAAUGGGAUCUGCAAGACCUGGUCCAAGUUACAAAGCUCCUGUGCACACUGCUGUGCAGAUGACAGUUGAACAGCUCAAGAAUGAAUUUGACAAGAUAUUCGAAGAUCUGAAAGAACAUGACAAGACUCGGGAAAUGGAGCCAGCUAAGGCUGUCCGUACACCCUUGCUGCCUCAUCAGAAACAGGCAUUGGCCUGGAUGGUUUUGAGGGAGAACAAUGCAGAUCUGCCUCCAUUCUGGGAGCAGAGGAACAACAUGUACUAUAACUUGCUGACAAACUUUGCAGAGAAGGAGAGACCCGAAAAUGUCCAUGGAGGGAUCUUGGCUGAUGACAUGGGCUUGGGAAAAACACUGUCGACUAUUGCUGUCAUCCUUACGAAUUUUCACCAGGGGAAGCCACUUCCCACUGAAAAAUAUGCAGAAGUGGUGCUGGAGGAGGAAUCAUCUGACUUUAUCGAUGCAAUGGGGAAAGCUUCUGCACAAAGAGCUAGCAAGGAACUGUCCAACAGUUUCAAAAUACAAACGGGUGCUGACAACAGGCAAAAGGCCACUGUGAUCGAUACCACAGGAAGCAUUACUUCUUCAGGAUCUAAUCCACUUGCUUCAUCAUAUCCCAAAAGGAAAAAAACAGAGGGAGUUAAAUACACCUACAGCAGCGACUCUGAAAAGGAUGAAGAAUGGGCUUCCACAAAAAAGAAAGUGAAAACACAAGUGAAAAGUGCGAUGGGUAAAAGAACUGAAUGGAAACCUACAAACAGUGGGAGAAAAGGCAUCACUGAUAAGCCUAGAUGUGGUCUAAUGGAGGAUAUUGAUUUCGCAUCUGCACUUGGCGGCUCAAGUUCCACGUUAAAAAAGAUGAAAGGUUGUACGAGCGCACAGACCAGCACUCAUACAGCAUCGAAUACAAAGGCAAGAUCGACCCUGAUUGUUUGUCCACUGUCUGUGCUCAGUAACUGGAUUGAUCAGUUUGAGCGACAUUUAUGCCCUGACGUGAAAUUGAAUAUGUAUCUUUAUUAUGGCUCGGAGAGAAAUAAGGGUGCAGCAUUCCUGGCUGAACAAGAUGUAGUGUUGACCACCUACAAUACCUUAACAGUUGAUUAUGGGAGUGGAAGCGCCAGCCCAUUGCAUAAAGUGAACUGGCUCCGUGUGGUAUUGGAUGAGGGACACACCAUCCGAAACCCAAAUGCCCAGCAGACUAAAGCAGCGCUCUCACUAAUUGCUGAAAGAAGAUGGGUGUUAACAGGCACCCCAAUUCAAAAUUCGUUGAAGGAUCUUUGGUCCAUUCUUUCAUUCCUGAAGUUGAAACCAUUCACAGACAGACAGUGGUGGCACCGGACUAUCCAACGCCCCGUAACCAUGGGGGAUCAGCAUGGCCUCAAGCGGCUACAAGCAUUAAUAAACAACAUUACCUUGCGAAGAACCAAAACCAGCAAGGUAAAGGGCAAGCCUGUAAUCGAGCUCCCUGAACGCACUGUCUUCGUUCAACAUAUAACACUCUCUGAUGAAGAGAAGCAAAUCUACGAAUCUGUGAAGAAUGAAGGGCGGGCCAUUAUUGGCAGAUAUUUCAGCGAAGGAUCCAUUUUCACACAUUAUGCGGACGUCCUUGCUAUCCUGGUCUGGCUGAGGCAGCUGUGUUGCCAUCCUCGUCUGUUUGCAAAUUCUUCAGCUGUAAUGGGUUCCUCAGUGGAUAAUGCCACUCCUGAUGAGCUGCGGGAGAAAUUGGUGAAGAAGAUUAAACUAGUUUUGAGUUGUGGCUCUGAUGAAGAGUGCGCCAUCUGCCUGGAGUCGCUAACCUUUCCUGUGAUUACACACUGUGCCCACGUUUACUGCAGACCGUGUAUCUGCCAGGUUAUUCAGAGUGAGCAGCCCACCGCCAGGUGCCCCUUGUGCAGGGCCGAGAUCCGAGUAGAACAGCUGGUGGAGUGCCCCCCCGAAGAGACAGACACCAUGGCACCUGACAAAUCUCAGCAGGCCUGGGUCUCCAGCUCAAAGGUAGAUGCCUUGAUGCAUUCCUUGAUUGAACUUCGAAAGCAAGACCCCACCGUCAAGAGUUUAGUGGUCUCUCAGUUCACAGCCUUUCUUACUCUUAUAGAAACUCCUCUCAGACAAGAAGGCUUUGCGUUUACCCGCCUGGAUGGCUCGAUGCCACAGAAGCGGCGGAUAAAUGCCAUUGAGUCCUUCCAGAGCAGCGAGCCAGGCUCCCCAACCAUCAUGCUGCUGUCGCUGAAAGCUGGUGGAGUUGGUUUGAACCUGACUGCGGCUUCUCGUGUGUUCCUCAUGGACCCUGCCUGGAAUCCUGCUGCUGAGGACCAGUGUUUUGACAGAUGCCACAGGCUGGGUCAGACCAGGGAUGUUGUUAUUACCAAGUUCAUUGUGAAGAACUCGGUGGAGGAAAACAUGAUCAAGAUUCAGAACAAGAAACGAGAACUUGCAGCAGGGGCCUUCGGAACCAAAAGACAGCGAGAGAUAAAGCAAAGCCGGAUUGAGGAAAUCAAGAUUCUGAUCGACGUGUAACGCUGAUUUUUUUGCUGUUAAAUCAAUUGGUUUUGCUUUUUUUUUUCCUUUUUUACCCCUCGCAGAAAUUUGAGCUUUUGAAAUUUAAAACUUCUUGGUUGUGUAAGUUCUGUAAUGGGGCUGCAAAAAGAAAUGCAAUUUGUAAAUGGAACACAGAUUUGUAUGAGAUGGCAACUUUAUUGCAAAAUGUUGAAUUCCGUGAAUCAGAAAUCGUCAGUGUAAUAUAGUGUAGGGAAUGCUGCAGUCAGAAGUGCCGUCCCUCAGAUGAGAUGUUAAAACACAGCUCAAUUUACCUGUUUCCAGCGGUCAGGUAGACAUUAAAGAUCCCAUGGUAAUACUCAAGAGAAUUGGAGCAUUCUGCUAGUAUUCUGACUAAUGUUUUUCCCUCAACCAACACCAACAAAAUCAGAUUAGCUGGUUUUUCAUCUCAUUGUUACUUGUGGGGUGUUUCUGUGUGACUGCUGUGUUUGCCUGAAUAACCAUUAUUGUAUUCCAGAAUUCACUAUGUGAAGGGGAUUGAGAUAUUUUUCAGAUGUGAUGAGAUCCUUUGUAAAGGCAAGUUUUUUUUUAAAUCACCCCUGUUCUGUUAUAUAACGUGAUUCAGCUAAGGACUUUUUAAAUCUUAAACUUGAUUACUCUCA
Messenger RNA from Carcharodon carcharias (great white shark), 3856 nucleotides. It is a transcript of the gene hltf, whose product is annotated as helicase-like transcription factor. The transcript is spliced from 25 exons. The record is from RefSeq and is a predicted model, not a curated record. NCBI's taxonomy places the organism in Eukaryota, Metazoa, Chordata, Chondrichthyes, Lamniformes, Lamnidae. Gene Ontology annotation, molecular function: ATP-dependent chromatin remodeler activity; ATP binding; zinc ion binding. Bases 147 to 3215 code for a protein of 1022 amino acids.